Penicillium cinerascens is the source of this 1038-nucleotide messenger RNA. Its product is annotated as ketoreductase. Lineage: Eukaryota; Fungi; Ascomycota; Eurotiomycetes; Eurotiales; Aspergillaceae. The coding region runs from base 1 to 1038 and encodes 345 amino acids. Gene Ontology annotation, cellular component: endoplasmic reticulum. The record is from RefSeq and is a predicted model, not a curated record. Gene Ontology annotation, molecular function: ketoreductase activity. The transcript is spliced from 2 exons. Gene Ontology annotation, biological process: fatty acid elongation.
AUGGACCUCUCUAAAUACACCGAAUGCCUCUCGCAAUGGCCCGCACAUCUUGAGCCGGGUCUCCCGGCCAUUGGCGCUUUGCUCCUGCUCGCUACUGGUGGCCUGGUUGUCGCCUGUAAGGUCUGGAGCUUCGUCCGCGUGCUUCUCAGCCUGUUCCUGCUUCCGGGCAAGCCGCUCCGCUCUUUCGGUCCUCCCGGUAGCUGGGCCGUCGUGACUGGUGCCUCUGAUGGCCUGGGCAAGGAGUUCGCGCUGCAGCUGGCCCGGGCCAAAUUCAACAUUGUCCUAGUGUCCCGAACCGAGUCGAAGCUUGUCAACCUGGCGGAGGAGAUCACCAAGAAAUACCCAAACGUCGAAACCAAGAUCCUGGCGAUGGACUUCUCCCGCAAUGCCGACGAAGACUACCAGGCGCUGGGCUCUCUGGUCUCUGGUCUGGAUGUCUCCAUCCUGGUUAACAACGUUGGCCAGAGCCACUCGAUCCCCGUUCCCUUCGCUCAGACUCCUGCCUCCGAGAUGAACGAUAUCAUCACAAUCAACUGCAUCGGCACCCUGCGUGUGACCCAGCUCUUCGUUCCCGGCAUGAUCCAGCGCCGCCGCGGCCUGAUUCUGACCAUGGGCUCUUUCGCCGGUCUGCUCCCCACUCCUCUGCUGGCCACAUACUCUGGUAGCAAGGCCUUCCUGCAACAUUGGUCUACCUCUCUGGGUGCCGAGCUGGCUCCUCACGGUAUCGAGGUGGAGCUCGUUCAGGCUUACCUGAUUACCUCUGCCAUGUCCAAAAUCCGUCGCGCCUCGGUUGCUAUUCCGACUCCUCCUGCCUACGUCCGCUCGGUGCUCUCCAAGAUCGGCCGAAGUGGUGGCUCGUCGACCUAUGCUUACAGCUCUUCCCCCUACUGGAGCCAGGGUAUCAUGGCCUGGUUCCUGACCUCGGUCACUGGAGUCAUGGGCAAGUUCGUGGUUUCUCAGAACAUGGGUAUGCACGACAGCAUCCGCAAACGUGCUCUGCGCAAGGCUGAGCGGGAAGCUCAGAAGAAGAGCACCUAA